AUGGUGAAUUCCCGUGGCAAAUUAGAAGUGGUAGCGGUGAACGUCUCUGUCGUCAUGGGAACCAAGACCUUCAGCGACAUCAACUUGGAGAGGAAACAGGUGCAGAAGAUCAUUGCUCACAAAGAUUACAAGCCGCCCCACCUUGACAGCGACCUCUGCCUGCUCCUGCUCGCCACGCCAGUCCAAUUCAAUAAGGUCAAAAUGCCCAUCUGCCUGCCGCAGCAGGAGAGCUCCUGGGACCGGUGCUGGAUGGCAGAGUGGGCGUCUGCUCAUGGCCACGGCUUAACCAGAGGCUUAAACAUGCACCUGACGAAGCUGAGGGUGGUUCGGAUUGGCUGGAGAGCAUGUGCCAAGAGGGUGACUCAGCUCUCCAGGAACAUGCUUUGUGCCUGGCAGGAAGGAGGCACCAACGGCAAGUGCCAGGGAGACAGUGGAGCACCCAUGGUCUGUGCUAACUGGGAGACUCGGAGGCUCUUUCAAGUGGGUGUCUUCAGCUGGAGCGUAACCUCGGGCUCCAGGGGGAGGCCCGGUAUGUUUGUGUCUGUGGCUCAGUUUAUCCCAUGGAUCCUAGAGGAGACGCAAAGGGAAGGAAGAGCCCUCAACCUCUCCAAAGCCUCGCGAAGCCCCUUGACUUGCGUUUCACCAUACCCCAUAUGGCUAAGUGUGGGGUCUCAAAUACUGCUUGCUGCCAUGUUUGCGGGGGAUAAAUCAAAUUGCUAA
This is a messenger RNA of Arvicola amphibius (Eurasian water vole), 720 nucleotides long. RefSeq names its product serine protease 55-like. The transcript is spliced from 4 exons. Gene Ontology annotation, molecular function: serine-type endopeptidase activity. The coding region runs from base 1 to 720 and encodes 239 amino acids. Gene Ontology annotation, biological process: proteolysis. The record is from RefSeq and is a predicted model, not a curated record. Lineage: Eukaryota; Metazoa; Chordata; Mammalia; Rodentia; Cricetidae.